Molecule: messenger RNA, 2697 nt
Organism: Rosa chinensis
Lineage: Eukaryota; Viridiplantae; Streptophyta; Magnoliopsida; Rosales; Rosaceae
Product: LEAF RUST 10 DISEASE-RESISTANCE LOCUS RECEPTOR-LIKE PROTEIN KINASE-like 2.1
Exons: 3
Coding region: 630-2543 (637 amino acids)
Biological process (GO): protein phosphorylation
Molecular function (GO): polysaccharide binding; ATP binding; protein kinase activity
Source: RefSeq, a predicted model, not a curated record
CGCACCUCUCAGUUUUUUUUUUCCCUUCUCUCUGCUGCUUUUGCUUCUAGUUUCUCUCUUAUCCUUUCAUCUGCCCUUCCGAUGAUUGGUCUGCAACAUGGAAAUCGUCGUUCAUGGAGGUGAAGCUCCGGUUGGGGAUCUGAGAUACAUUGGAGAUUGAUUCAAUGGUUGAUUCGGCCGAGUUGGAGAGGAGAGCACCAGAUAUGGGUUUUAAUGGUAAAGGAAAAAAAAGUAAUCUUUAAUCUUAAAUCUUCAGAGAUUAAUAGUUGGGAGUUGUAAUCCAAACAGUAAAAUUUUUAAAUACUCAGAUUUCAAUUUCACGUAUUUUAAAUUACAUCUGAUUUGAAAUCAAAAUCCAAAUUCAAAUCUUGCUUCCAAACGGGGCCCCAAUAUGCUGUUCCUGUCCAGGUAACGUGGCUUGACUGAUUUCUACGAAACACAAUCAUCUUCGUGGAAACUGUAUGUGUUCAACUACUCUCGAAUUCCAAAUUAAAAAUUUGGAUAUUGAAUUAGCCUAGGAGACCAUCUCCACCGACGACUCCGAUCGAAGACCAAAUAAUGUCAUUGUUCUUAGAUCAUCUUUGUCUGUUUCUAUUCCCUGUACCACAAUUGAAUUUCCUGGAUCGAAAAUGUAUCAAAUAUGUAAUCUGUUUUCUCCAUUGAUGAAUAUUUGUGUUCUCAUUAUCCUUUGGCAAUUAAAAAGCUCAUCUGCUGUGGAUUCACAGUACAAAUACUGCAGUGUGCCCAAAACUUGUGGUAACGUGCCCAUCAAGUAUCCCUUCUAUCUCGACGGACAACAGGAAUCGUAUUGCGGCUACCCUGGUUUCCAGCUCUACUGCAAUGGAAACGGCCACACACUCCUUAGUAGCGGUUUCGGGUCCGCAACGAUUAACACAAUCGAUUAUGAAAACCACACUCUUCACUUGUCACACGAUGGUCUUUUUGAUCAUGCCGGAGAUUGUCUUGGAUAUUUAGAAAACUUUACCUCGCCAAAUGGUCCGUACGAGCUGGCUCCAAAUCAAAAGGAAUUCGUUUUGCUAUACUAUUGCAACUCUUCUUUGGUUGAUGAGUCGUUUUCAGAGUACAAGCUUGGCUGCUUUGACGACACCAGAACGAGGACAACAGUUCUGGCCCUGACCAAGGAUGAUCCACAGUACGGAAAUGCCCUUGACAAGUGUGGAAAAGAACGGGAGACGGUUGAAGGGGUAUAUGCCAAUGUUACUGGCACCGCUGCGGGAAUAAGAGAGGGGCUGAAAGCAGGGUUUGUGGUAAACUGGUCAGCCAGAAACUGCAGUCUCUGUGAGAACAGUGGUGGGAAAUGUGGAACUAGUGUUGGUAAGUUAACGUGCUUCUGCCCGGAUAAACUUCAUGAUUUCUUCUGUCCUGAAGAAGAACCUGGAAAUUUGGCUACUCAGUUGUCAAUAGUUGGAGCAGUUGCUGGUGUGGCGCUUCUAGUGGUAAUUGUUUGGUGCUCAAGGGGAAAGUUAUCAACUUAUAGAAUUAUUUUCUUUUGGAAACUGCAAAACCAAAAGCGGCGAACUGUUGAGGCCUUUCUAAGAAACUAUGGGGGACUUCAAGUUAAAAGAUACAGCUAUUUGGAAGUUAAGAAAAUGACCAACUCCUUCAAAAGAAAACUAGGACAAGGGGGCUACGGCGGUGUAUACAAAGGAAAACUAAAUGAUGGCCGUCUUGUAGCAGUGAAGGUCUUGAACAGACCAAAAGGUGAUGGAGAAGACUUUAUGAAUGAGGUUGCAGCCAUUAGUACAACUUCCCAUGUCAACAUUGUCAGCCUGUUGGGGUUUUGUUUUGAGGGUUCGAAAAGAGCUCUUAUCUAUGAAUUCAUGCCUAAUGGAUCUCUUGAAAAGUUCAUAUUUGAUGCAAAGACCCCCCAAAAGGAUCAUCACUUGGGAUGGGACAUGUUGGAAACAAUUUCACUUGGUAUUGCUCAAGGACUAGAGUAUUUACAUCGCGGUUGCAGCGCAAGAAUUUUGCAUUUUGACAUUAAGCCUCAUAACAUUCUUCUUGAUGAGAACUUCUGGCCAAAAAUAUCUGACUUUGGCCUUGCUAAAAUAUGUGACAGAAAAGAGAGCAUUGUGUCAAUGUUGGUUGCAAGAGGUACUGCUGGAUACAUUGCUCCAGAAGUGUUCUGUAGAAACUUUGGUGGUGUCUCGCACAAAUCUGACGUGUAUAGCUAUGGGAUGAUGCUUUCCGAGAUGGCCGGGGGAAGAAAGAACAUCAAUGUUGAAGUUGAAGAUACAAGUGAGAUAUAUUUUCCACAUUGGAUAUACAAACGUCUUGAAUUGGAUCAAGAACUUGGCCUGCAGAGCAUCAUGAAUGGGGAAGACGAAGUCAGAGCAAGGAAGAUGAUAAUCGUGAGCUUGUGGUGCAUACAAACCGACCCUUCAAACCGGCCAUCCAUGAAACAAGUCAUAGAAAUGUUGGAAGGGAAUGUUGAGUCCUUGCAGAUACCACCAAAGCCUUACUUGUCUUCUUCUCCAAAAUCCCUUGCACUUUCUUCUCCUACAUUGGUAUCAAUACAAUAGAACAACUGAGCUCGGCAUUUUUACUUCACUUGAAUGCAUCUGUCUGUUUCAGGGAAUCUGUAGUUCUGUACAAUGAACAAUAUUUCCUAAUCUCUAUAUUUAUGAGCAUGAUUGAAAAUAAAGCUAUGAUCAAUUGAUCAACAUUAUUUCAUAU